CGUGGGCAGUUGCAGACGUCGGACGCGUUCUUCACUCGCGAUAAGUUUUGUGUGACAAUCAGAAGAAAAAACUGUUUGUUUGGAAUUUCCCCGGAGUCAUCGGCUGAACCCGUUACAUCAAUUUCAGCAACGCUGGUAGCACAGAUCGACAUUUUCGUGCACGGGCAGAAGGUGGCCAAUCGAUGAACCUCACGCCACCACCGGGCUUCAUGACCGCAAGGGAACAACCGCCAGAGCAGAGAACCGAAAUCCAGCAGCAUCCAAAGUAGCUCAGCAGCAGCCCGUGCAGUGAAGAAAUGGUCAAACUUUGAUCGAAGCAAAGCGCGGAAAAUAAAAGAAGUGAAAAAGAGAUAUUAGAGUGGAGCCUUUGUGAAUGUGAGUGGAGGAGAGGUUGUAUGUGUGACGACACACUACUUACCACGCGGCAAGAAGAAGAGAUUUAGCAGCGCAGCGCACGAAAGCAAAGCAGGAAGAGAGCAGCUAGAACCCGCGCGUGAACUUGGAGUUGGAGCAGCGAAAGGAACAACAACAACAACAAAAAUGUUGAAAUUCAUACGUGGAAAAGGCCAACAACCUUCGGCCGAGCGGCAGAAGCUCCAGAAGGAACUAUUUGCAUUCCGGAGGACGGCCCAGCAUGGCUUCCCGCACAAACCGUCGGCGCUGGCGUACGACCCGACGAGCCGGCUGAUGGCCAUCGGAACCAACAGUGGCAUCAUCAAGGUGUUUGGCCGGCCGGGGGUGGAGUUUUACGGCCAGCAUCCGGCCAGUACGAACGCGGCGGAUUUGAUCGUCCAGCUGCUGGAGUGGAUUCCCGGCAGCGGUCGGCUGCUGUCGUUGACGGCGUCGAACCAGCUGAUUCUGUGGGAACCGGCGGGGACGAUGCUGGUUCCGAUCAAGACGCUUCCGUUCGACGGCAAGUUGAAGAAGAUUUCGUCGCUGUGCUGUUCGUACAUGAAGGACACGGUGUGGAUCGGGACGGAGGGCGGCAACGUGUACCAGUUCGACAUCCGGAGCUUUUCGGUGCGGGAACCGGUGAUUUACCACGACGUCGUGCUCGAGCAGCUGCCCCAGUCGUACAAGCUGAACCCGGGGGCGAUCGAGUCGGUGAAGCAGCUGCCGCACAACCACAACCAGCUGUUGAUCGCGUACAACCGGGGGUUGGCGGUGCUGUGGGACUUGAAGGCAUCGAACGUGAAGCGAUCGUUCAUUUCGCCGGGCCACGGACAGAGCGUUGGGCUGUUUAUUUCUCCCUGUGGGACGCAGUUUACGUGGUACCACGGGGACGGUUCGUUUGCCACGUGGGACCUGGACAGUACGAUCCCGCCGGAGAACCAGAAGUACGUGCCGUACGGGCCCGAUCCGUGCAAGGCGAUCGAUCGGUUGAUCCGCGGCAAGCGUGGCCUGUGCGAGUUGGUGGUCUUUGCCGGAGGAAUGCCACGGUCGGCGUACGGUGAACGUCAGUGCGUUUCGGUGCACUGCCGAGACGGGACCAAGGUCGCGUUCGAUUUCACCUCUAAGGUGAUUGACUUUUUUGUGACGUUCAACGAGGAACGCGAGGAUCAGGCAGAGGUGCUGGUCGUGCUGCUCGAGGAGGAGCUGGUCGCGUACGACUUGACGGACGAAACGUUGCCCCAGAUCAACGCUCCGUAUCUGCACUCGUUGCACGCCUCGGCCGUGACCUGCAACCAUCUGGUGUCGCAGGUUUCGGCGGAAGUUUACGCCAAGAUCGCCCGCGCAGGUGAAGCGCAACUCGCCGAGUACAGCUCGAAGGCGUGGCCCAUUAACGGGGGGUCGGUUAAGGAGGAAUCGGCCGAUGAGCAUGGUGAAGAGGAGUACGAUCUGAUGAUCACCGGGCAUGAAGACGGGUCGGUCAAGUUUUGGAACUGCUCGGAGGUGUGUCUAACUCCGCUGCUGCACGUCAAGACUUCCCCGCUGUUUUUGAACGCCGACGCCGAUUUUGAGGAUCACGCGUUGAAUACCUCGACGGAACAGCUGGAAGAUGGGGAGCCACCGUUCCGUAAGGCAGGUCAGUUUGACCCGUACUCGGACGAUCCGCGUCUCGCGGUAAAAAAGGUACAACUCUGUCCUAAGACUGGCACGCUGAUAAUCGCUGGAACCGCCGGUAAUGUAGUGGUGGCCAACUUUGAGCCCGCUCCGGAGGAAGCAGGCCCGCUGAAGCUGACCACCAUGAAUCUGGUGAGCGAUCGCGACGGCUUUGUCUGGAAGGGACACGAUCAGCUGAAGGUCAAACGACAGCUGCUGGAGGAGAACACCCCGUUUUUGGAAGGCGUCAACUUCUUCAGUGUGCUGCAGGUGCUGCCACCGGCAGCCGUGACCUGCAUCGCCGUCCAGAGCCAGUGGAGCUUGGUGGCCGCGGGAACCGCCCACGGUCUCGUCCUGUUCGAUUACCACACCCAGAGUCCGGUGCUGAACAAGUGCACCCUCAAUCCGAACGAUUUGACCGGAGCCGGAGAGACGCUGUCGCGGCGCAAGUCGUUCAAGAAGACGCUCCGCGAAUCGUUCCGACGGCUGCAAGGAAGAUCUACGCGGAACGCCGGCGGUCAAGCGGCGACCACUCCGGCCGAGACGCGCCCCGUCGAGCGGCAGAUCGAGGCACGCGCCGUGGACGACGGCAUGGGUUCGAUGGUGCGCUGUUUGACCUUCGCCCAGACGUACCUCACCAGCCAGCAGCACACCAUUCCGACGCUGUGGUCCGGCACGAACUCGAGCUGCGUUUCGGUGUUUGUGCUGCACGUUCCACCGAGGCAGCAGCAAGCUCCGGCGGUGCAGCCCGGCGAGGCCAACGUUGACGCAGGGGACGUCCCGCCGCCGAAGCCCGUCACCGGACAGCUGGCGAAGGAGAUUCAGCUGAAGCACCGCGCGCCGGUCAUCGCGAUCGCCAUUUAUGAUCAGCAUGGCGUCCCGUUGGAGUUUCAACCCACGCCCGGUCCGGGCCCGCACAAGGUCCUCAUCGCGAGCGAGGAGCAGUUCAAGGUGUUUUCGCUGCCCCAGCUGAAGCCCGUCAACAAGUACAAGCUGACGGCGCACGAAGGCGCCAGAGUCCGUCGCAUCGCGUUCGCCACCUUUUCGUGCACCGUUCCGGCGCACGCCCUGCAGCAGCACAGUCCUUCGAAGGCCACCGCUUCGGCGUCGCCCUCGGCGGAAGCGCUCAACACGAGUACGGCCGAAUCUGGCGUUGGCACUGGCGCAACGUCGGACGCAACCACCCUAACGCACUCCGAAAUAAGCCUGCUCUGUCUGACGAACCUCGGCGAUUGUCUGGUGCUGUCGAUUCCGGAGCUGAAGCGCCAGCUAAAUGGCGCCGUGCGGCGCGAGGAUAUCAAUGGAAUUUCCUCGCUCUGCUUCACGAACCACGGCGAGGCGCUGUACAUGAUGUCCUCGUCGGAGGUGCAACGAGUGACGCUGUCCACCACCAAGAUCGUCUCGCCGACCGGGUUCAUCGAGGUCGAGGAUUGGUCCCACGUUGAGGAGGCGGACGAUGACGAGGGGGGAGCGCCUGCUGCAGCAGCAGCAGCUGUCGUCGAGGCGGCUGAAGAAGCGGUUGAGACCGGUGCCACCGAGAAGGCCAUCGACGUGCGGACGCCGCUCGCGAUCGCCGUCACGGCCAUCAACGGAACGACCAACGGCGACGGACACUUGACCAACGGGGUGAACGGAACCGGCGGAAGUGGGGACGAGGGCGCGUCACCGAACAAGGCCAACGAAACGAUCACCAGCUCGAUCGGGGACAUUACGAUCGACUCGGUGCGGGACCACCUGAACUCGACCACGACGACGCUCUGCUCGACGACCACGGAGGAGAUUGUGGGUCGCCUCUCGGUGCUGAGCACCCACUCCAACAACGUGUCCUCGUCGGCCAAGACGUCCGAAAUUACCGCCCUCAACUCGUCCAACAUCAAGGACCUGAAGCUGGUCGGCGACUCGACGGAGACGGCCGCCAACUCGGUCAUCAUCAAGUCGGUCAUCACGACGGUCAAGCACGGCAUCGGGCACGUCAACGGGGAGUCCGCGGCGACGACGACGACGACGACGACAACGGAAAGCAGCAAGACCAUUACAGGUGGGGCGUCGUCACCGCCGCCGGUGGCGGUUCCGCUGCUCCGGAAGGAGAGCCAGUUUUAAGGAAGGUUUGACGGACGACGGUCGAGAGCAGAGUUAAGUUUGAGCUAGUUUAUUAACGAUAACGACGUAUUUUUUUUUACUGCGAUGGACGCUUUUCUAGUGUGGAAAAGAGUCGAGUAUUUUUUCUUUCUAUUUUAAAUUAGUGUUUUAGUUAAGUUAGUGGGAGGGAUGUGUUUAUUGGACGAGAAUUAAAAAUUCAAAUGUGCGAAAUUCGUUGUUGAGUCUUUUUACUACGGACAGAUGGACGCAUUUAUCGACGAACGUUGUGAUAAUCUUAUGCCGCAGACAGAGAAAUGCGGAAUCACACACUUAAUAUAUUACUUGUAACACAAACCAGCAAAUGCCUUUCAAACCUUGAUGUAAUUAACAAAUAAGCAGGUUAAUAUAAAAGUGACAAUUCCCCAUUUAAAGUUAAACGACAUCGAAGAAUUAGAAGAGAAAAAUAUAACGAAAAACUUUUACAACAACAAAAAAAAACACGAAAGUAUUGAAACUGCUGCUAGUUUAUUCUUCUGCUAAAAGAAAAAAAAAACACAAACGACAAGCUUGUCCGAUCAAUCGUAAAAUAAAGUUAAAGUAAAUUAAACAUAAAACAUUUAUUUAUUAGUUUGUUAAGUGCCGCUUCGCCAGCAAGCAAAAGAUUUCGAAAUAUUUUUUUUAUCACCGUCACACGCCCAUUUUUAUUUUUUUUUGAUCCCCGGUUUUUAUUUGACCGCAAGUGCGCUCCCAAACUUGCUAGAAUUUGAAACCCCUCUUCAUCACCAUCGAGCCGAGCGCGCGACGAAGGAAGAUAAAAUCAAUUCGUUAGUUGAUAGUGUAAAGAGUUGGUAUUUAUACAAACACUUAAUUAUAUAUUUGAUUAAAAGAAAAGAAAAACAGAAAUGAAAAAAAAACUAUAAUAAAUAUAUAAUAUAUUGACGUAAUUAUUGAACGCUGUUUAGUACUUUUUGGAUGCAAUUUUACAUUUGUAACAGAGAAGAGAGCGCAAACAGCGGCAGCAGCAGUACUAUUAAGAUUAAAACAAAAGCAAACUUAUUGAGAGAACGAACAGGUCGGUGCAACACAAAACUCCGCCUUCGCCAACAAUGGAAACAAUAGAUGUUCAAUAAAAAAAAA
Molecule: messenger RNA, 5259 nt
Organism: Culex quinquefasciatus (southern house mosquito)
Lineage: Eukaryota; Metazoa; Arthropoda; Insecta; Diptera; Culicidae
Product: lethal(2) giant larvae protein-like
Biological process (GO): cortical actin cytoskeleton organization; regulation of Notch signaling pathway; regulation of protein secretion
Cellular component (GO): cytoplasm; plasma membrane; cortical actin cytoskeleton
Molecular function (GO): myosin II binding; GTPase activator activity; syntaxin binding
Source: RefSeq, a predicted model, not a curated record